This is a messenger RNA of Symbiodinium sp. CCMP2456, 1644 nucleotides long. Lineage: Eukaryota; Dinophyceae; Suessiales; Symbiodiniaceae. The record is from the annotation of a GenBank genome assembly.
GAAUUUGCUCCUCAUCCUCUCCUCUACUGGGUGAGGCGUUGCAGGGAGUUCGCGCUCGCGAAGAAGACUGACGAAGCACAAGGUUGCUUGGACCGGAUCAACAGCAGCUUGGAAUACGAGCUUGCGCAGAUCCGCGAUUCAUUUCGCCGCUUUGACCACGACGGAUCUGGGCACUUGGACACCCAAGAGUUCAAGUUCAUGUGCGCGUACAUUGGAUGGGGUGAGGAAGAAGCCAGUGUCAUGGAUUUGGACAACGACAGCAAAGUGACGCUGGACGAGUUCCAACGAUUCGUGGGGCACAUGGGUGGCCUGCAACAGCUUUUCCAACAGCGUCGCCAGCGUGUGGCUCGGAAACAAUGGGGUGUGGAAGCUCCUGCCAUCAUUGAGGUCGGUGCCCGUGUCCAGGCAUACCACCACACGGAGGACGGACAGAAGUCGGCGAACUUGAGGGAGGCCCAGGUUCUCGAGCUCAACGUCAUGCCCAGCAACGGUGAGGCGGCCUGGUUGCAAUUGCGUUAUGGCAAUAGCAGGGGCUGGUCUUCGGCUUCGGAGAAGGGCGAGAUGCUCGUCAAGAGCGUCAGGUGGUUCCGCCGAAUUGGAUCUUCAGUGAUACACGUGACAGUGACAGCAAGGUUGCAGAGGCUGAAAGCUUAUUCCCAUGAGAGCCAGUGCGGUGACGUGGUGGCAGCGUUGCGCGAGGUAGGAAUUCUUGAGGAGCAACAGGGCUUCUGGGCAUCGAUCUUCCCGGAGUCGGAGAUGCGAGCAGUACAGCGCGCGGCCCUGGCCAACGUUCGAGCCAAUGCAGCGCUGAAUCACGACAAGGCCCUCCCCGAAGUCCGGGAACGCUUUACAAGGCUUGGCUACGGCGAGGCAGAGCUGCAGGGCGUGCUGGGCUGGAUCCAGGACUUGGCUCCCAUGUGCGUCCACAUCCACAUCGGAACCGUCGGAAGGUUCUUGGAGACCGACGAGUACUACCGGAGCCAGUUUGAGACAGGAACUUCUUGUGGUGCUUUAGAUGACAAGAACCAGAUCCGCAUAGGCUGGGAGACGGAGCUUUUCGGUGGCGCCUACGAUGAAGCUAAGCCUUUCGAGCGAUGCAAGUACGGAGCGCUCGGGGUGAUGAACGACUACAGAGGCAUCACCUCAGCCUACCAGUACGGUGACUCCUACCUGGUUUUGAAGGAUGUGCGGCUCCGUGCCACCUUUGCGGCAACAGACUCCGGGGGUAUCGCAGGAUCAAGGCUGGCAGUCUUGGACAAGUAUGCCCAUGUGUUGAAAGAGUACAACGACAAUGAACUCCAUCGGCUCAUAGAGGUGGCUAUGGCAAAUACGUCCCUGGACGAUGUUCCUCGGAUUCAGCCUCAGCUGCUGCGUGGCCUGACGGCGGACACCACGAACGAAUGGGUCACCAUGGGCUUCCCCGACCUCCCUCAAAAGAAAGGCCGCUACUACUUCGAGAUUGAGCUCAUCCGCGGGUGCCAGUCUCCACAGGUGGGCUUGCUCUCCAGCCGCUUCGAGCUCGCCCCUCGCACCAAGGGCCAACAUCUCUACGGCGUAGGGGAUGAUGCACACGGAUGGGCCGUGGAUGGGCAGCAGCUCUGUGGCAAGUGUUUUGAGACUGUGGCUUGGGGGGUUUUAGCAUGA